Spinacia oleracea (spinach) is the source of this 763-nucleotide messenger RNA. RefSeq lists its product as uncharacterized. The coding region runs from base 135 to 437 and encodes 100 amino acids. The transcript is spliced from 3 exons. The record is from RefSeq and is a predicted model, not a curated record. Lineage: Eukaryota; Viridiplantae; Streptophyta; Magnoliopsida; Caryophyllales; Amaranthaceae.
UAGAGCUUCCCUAACAAAAAUAAAAAUCUUGCAUUAUCAAUCCCCAAUUUCCGAUUCACAAUCCCUUAAACCCUAAUCAGUAAAACCCACAACUACAGUCUACAGCACCCGAGAGAAAGAGAAAAGAAACAACAAUGGCGUGGCGAACUGGAUCAUUCUCAAGGUCUUUCCUCAACGCUACCAGAUCUCCUUCCAUCCGACGUUCCACCACCUUCCGCCGCCCUACUUCACCGCUCCUCCCUAAUUCCGUCCGAAAUUCUCGCCGCCUUUCUUUCACGAACCCUAGGAGCUUUGACGUAUUGGGGUGCGCUCAAUCGCUGAUGCCGAUGCAUAACGUGGUGGCCGACGCUCGAUUGACAUCGCACAUUGCUGUCGACGCCAGGGCUUGUUGCGAGCUGUCUCAGGGUACCUUCUGCCGCACUUGUCAAGAUCGCUAAUUUCAUCUCCCUCUUUUUAUCUCUCUUCCUUCCUCACUUCGUACUUAAAUUGCCUGAGUUGGUAAAGGAAAAAAAAGGAAUUCUCUCAAGUUGAUGGUGAUAUUGUUGCAUGGAGCACUCUGAUGUAGGCAGCAGGAGUCUUCAGAAGUAGGUGUUGUCUACACUUUCCUUAUGUUCUGUUGGAAAGUUUACUCUAAAUAACCUGAUCAAGAUCAAAUUAAAAUUUCCUUGGAAACGCGUGCAGAUAAUCUUUUUGUCAAUACUUUGUGUAGGUGACAUUUUCUCUGUUGAUUUCAUUUAAGAAAUUAAUGGUACCCAAUUUGGUA